This is a messenger RNA of Sclerotinia borealis F-4128, 1788 nucleotides long. The record is from the annotation of a GenBank genome assembly. Lineage: Eukaryota; Fungi; Ascomycota; Leotiomycetes; Helotiales; Sclerotiniaceae.
AUGCCGAAACGUACUCUGGAAGAUACGGAAUUGAAUUCUGGAGAUAAUGAUGUCAAGAUUUCCUCCAAGAAAAGUCGCAAAGGAAAGCAAGAAAAGAAAACUAAAGAUGUCGAACAGCCAGCUACAGAAUCGACCCUGAUCGAGGUUGAAGUAGAAUCAAAGGAGGCUCGCAAAGAAAGAAAACGAAUCAAGAAGGCGAAGAUCGCUCAAGAAGCAGAGGAGCAAUUGGAUGAAGGCGAUGCUAUUGAACCUGCAUCUGAUGCCAAUGCCGCCGCAGAAGCGAAGGUGGCUAAAAAGGCCGAAAAGGCGCGUUUGAAGGCAUUGAAGAUGGAAGGGAAACAAGAGAAAGCAGACAUUUCCAAAUCUACUGAAUCUGCAGCUCCUAUAAGUGUUGUUCCGCAGCAAAAUGGAACCACCUACACAGAAGAUCCCAAUCUAAGUGGCUUACCACAAAGCGAAAUAGACUCCUUCUUGACCACAAACUUCAUCACCAUCACCGACCCAUUGUCCACCUCAGCUACUUUAAGACCGCUGACAAAGUUCGACUACCUACCGAUCACCGACCCUGCCCAACGGGCCCCAUUCAAGGACUUCAAAACCCCCACCCCAAUUCAAGCCGCAGCAUGGCCAUUCUUGCUCGCUGGUCGCGAUGUAAUCGGUGUUGCUGAGACUGGUUCGGGUAAAACGAUGGCUUUCGCCGUGCCUUGUGUACGUUACAUGUCAUCUUUACCUAAAAACCAGAGAAAUAAAGGUCCCAGAGCUGUUGUUGUAUCACCGACCCGAGAACUGGCGAUGCAAAGUUAUGAACAGAUCGUGAAACUUGCUAAGGCAUCUGGUCUUGAGUGCGUGUGCGUAUAUGGAGGUGUCCCCAAGGACGAACAGAUAAGGGCACUGAGAAUUGCAGAUAUCGUUGUCGCCACCCCCGGUCGUCUCAAUGAUCUCAUCAAUCAAGGUUGUGCAGAUUUGAGCAAGGCCAGAUACGUCGUCCUUGAUGAAGCAGAUCGCAUGCUGGAUAAAGGUUUUGAGGAAGAGAUUAGAAAGAUUAUCAAUACUACACCAUCGCUUGGGAAAAGACAGACACUCAUGUUCACGGCUACUUGGCCUGAGUCGGUCCGCGAGUUGGCUGCCACCUUCAUGACUAGCCCUGUUAAAAUCGCCAUUGGCGAUAAUCCGACGGGAGAUCUUCGAGCAAACUCUCGUAUCGUGCAAAAGGUUGAGGUUGUGGAUCCAAGAGACAAGGAAUACAGACUCAUGCAAUUACUCAAGCAAUAUCAAAGUGGUAGUCAGAAGGAUGACCGGAUCCUGGUCUUUUGUUUGUACAAGAAGGAAGCAACAAGAGUAGAAGGCUUCAUUCGACAGAAGGGGUUUCGAGUUGCUGGUAUUCAUGGCGAUUUAAGUCAGGAACAAAGGACAAGAAGUUUGGAAGCUUUCAAGAGUGGCAAUACUCCAAUUCUCGUAGCCACAGAUGUCGCAGCUCGAGGUCUAGACAUUCCUGCCGUUAUGCUAGUCAUCAACUGCACAUUCCCUCUUACGGUAGAAGAUUAUGUGCACCGCAUCGGUCGAACUGGAAGAGCUGGCAAAGAUGGAUUGGCGAUUACAUUGUUCACUGAGCAUGACAAGGCUCAGUCUGGCGCUUUGAUCAACGUCCUCAAGGCAGCUAAUCAACCAGUUCCUGAUGAAUUGUUGAAGUUUGGGACCACGGUUAAGAAGAAGGCUCACGACGCGUACGGCGCAUUUUUCAAGAAUGUUGAUACCACCAAAAAAGCAACGAAAAUAACAUUCGAUUGA